Molecule: messenger RNA, 2233 nt
Organism: Drosophila obscura
Lineage: Eukaryota; Metazoa; Arthropoda; Insecta; Diptera; Drosophilidae
Product: protein hemingway
Exons: 4
Coding region: 202-2133 (643 amino acids)
Source: RefSeq, a predicted model, not a curated record
UUUGUAGGUCUCCCAAUAAUACAUACUUCGGAGUUUCGGCAGUUCUCGAUAAAUAAUACAGAAAGAUACACGAAUUCCAAAAGUUCUCUGCAUAAAAUAUAUAUAAAAAUAUACACAAGAAACCGAGAACUUAUCUAGCUAUAAACAAUCGAUAAAUAACAACAACAAUCGAACGCUCGACUAGAUUGGCUGCAGCAUAGAAUGGAUGACCUCGAUGAGGAUUAUUAUGUGGACGAGUCCUUUGAGACAGACUCGCAGUCGGAUGCAGAGGAUCUGGACCAGAAAGAGGAAGAGAAAAAAGAAGAGAACGAUGACAAGGACGAGGACGAUAACAUUGACGAUGACGAGGACGAUAACAUUGACGAUGACGAUGACGAGGAUAGCGCUACACUUGAAGAUAGCGUCGAUACCGAGGAUACCGAAACCGACGACGACCCCAGGGUGGAGUUCCUGCUGGGAAACCCACAUGCCCGCCGGCAGCUGCUACGCGCCCGCCUCGGUGCCCGCAGCAGCAACCGCAAGACGCCAGGCUACCCCAGCUCCUCGUCCGAUGAAGAGAGCCAGGUGGUCAUUACCAAAACGGUGGCCGAGGUGAAUCCGUUGGCCCUGGACAUGGACGAUGAAUCGCUGGAGAAUGACGAUGACCCGGACUCGGUGCGUACCCUAAAGCCUGGCAGUGCCAGGUCCCAGAAGAACGUGGACAGCAACGCGUCAGACGAGGAAGUGGACGAUGAAGAAGAGGUGGAUAACAUGAAGUAUGGGGACGCCAUUGACAUAUCGGAAGAGGACGAAGGGGAAGACAAAUCCUUCUUGCUUCCAAGUCUGCCUGCCGAAGAUGUGGAGGAGCAAGAGGAAGAUCCGGAGAGCGAUGGCGCCUACGAGUCAGACGCAGAAGAAGAUCAAGAGUCGCCCGAGGAGAGCGAUAAUGGAGCAUCCGGAUCCGAUGUCGAAGUGGAUCAACUGGAAGAGGACGAGCCUGAAUCCACAGCGGCUCACAACGACUUCACUGUGGCCGAUGACAGUGACAACAACAGCGAUCGAAGCAUCCGGUCGGACAUAACCCUGGUGGACGGUAAACAUCCGUCGCAGCUCCAUCUGAAGGGGAAGCUCGAGGCGAUCAACGAGACCGAAGCGAGGAUUGAGACUGAUGCCAAGACAAAGCCGCUAAUCGAACCAGAGCAUCUACACAAGGACCUCACGGCGCAGCAACUUGCCGCGGCCAUGCCGCCCAUGGACCAGCUGGAGAAAUUUCUCAGCGAGAUGAGCGCCGCAGACAGUACCCUGAUGUCCGAUAAGUCGACACCCAUGAAGCUGCUGGACCGCCAGAUGACCCAGAUGUCCGCCAUGAUCAUGAAGACAUUCCGCAUGAACGGCGGAGCGGCCAACAAUCGAUCCUUCGAGGAGCUGUCUGUGGCCACGGACAGGCUGCGGGCGCGCAGCGCGAAUCUGGAAGACGCUCAAUCGACAACGGAAUCGAGUCUGGUGAGCGCUCGCAGCUGUGAGAGUAGUGAAAAGAUGUUGUGGACAAAAGGAAUGGCUCCUCAGAACUACGAGGAGAGUGUGAGCUCAGUGCGUACGCGUUCCCAUUGCCGCUGUCCCUCCACCACAGACUGCACGGAGACGGACCAAACGCCAGUCACGAUGCUGGAUGCUGCUUUCUAUGUGGACGAGUGCGGCCAGGGGGACGGACUGAUGCGGCAUCCACACCAGCGGCGACCACCCGAGUUCCAGCGUAGAUUAUGCAGCGCAACGCCCAGCAGCUACUCCACCGAAGUCUGUGCCCGUGCCAGCAAUGUCUCGCAUUCGCGCUCGUCCAACGAAAAAAUAAACUACAAAAAUCUGGGGCGUAAGAGCUACAGCUUCACCAACGAACAGAUGCGCAAUAUCGAGCGACAGAACCACAUACUGCUGCAAAAGAUGAUGACGGUUAAGCCCACGGCCCAGAUCAAGGCCAGCACCAGUGCCAUGAAGUGCAACACCAACACAACAUCCAUGCAACAGGCACUGCCGCCAUCGCGUCUUACCAGUGCGGCAGUGAAUCGAAAGAAGUUUCAGCGACAGAUUAACCUGGAGAACGAAUUGAUUAAACGCAAGCUGGAUGCUAUACACACGCGUCGUCCGAUAUUCAAAUGAAGCCGAGACACGCCACCCUGCUCCAGCCCCAAAACUGUGUUCAUGUUUAGUAAUUUAUUAUGCGAAUUUACGAAUUAAAAUUUAUUGCAAGUUGAAAAAA